GGGGGUAUUAACGUAAUUUGCUCUAAAUUCUAAAACCCAUGGCAACUGAACUCGCAGGUUGAGAACCGUUAAACCCUAGCUUCUUCUUCCUCUUCCUCUUCGCUUAGCGUCUUCGUCUCUCGCACUUCGUUUUCAGCUUCACCUCGCAGAAGAAAGAGUGUAAAAAGAAACGAAGAUGAACAUGAACGAAGAGAGUGUUGAAGGAAGCGCGAGGAGGAUCCAAGUGCGCUUCGUGACAAAGUUAGGCGAGCCGUACAAAGUUCCGACCACCGCCAUCGCUAUCCCCGCCGACCUCGCUCGAUUCGGCCUCUCCUCACUCGUGAACGCACUCCUUCAAUCCAAUGACGCUGAUCAUCAGCUGGAGCCGUUUGAUUUUUUGAUCGAUGGCGAGUUCGUUCGGAUGUCGCUGGAGCAGUUUCUUUUGGCCAAGGGAAUCUCUGCGGAAAGGAUAUUGGAAAUUGAGUACACAAGGGCUGUGGCACCACGGAAGGAGGAGGACCCUUCUUUACAUGAUGAUUGGGUCAGUGCUGUUGAUGGUUCUUCUUCUCGGUUCUUUUUGACAGGAUGUUAUGAUGGUUUAGGGAGGGUAUGGAAAGGUGCUGGAUUAUGUACCCAUAUAUUGGAGGGACAUAGUGAUGCUGUCACUUCUGUUAGUAUCAUCAACCCAAAAGGUGAGGAAACCAUUACAGUAGCUACUGCUUCGAAAGACCGGACAUUGAGGUUAUGGAAGCUCAAUGCAGAGGGUCCUGUAAAUAAUCCUAUGAGGGUUAGGGCUUACAAAAUCUUUCGUGGUCAUAAAUCUUCUGUAAAUUGUGUUGCGGCGCAGACUUCUGGAGAGAUGGUUUGUUCGGCUUCUUGGGAUUGCACCAUCAAUCUAUGGCAAACUAAUGACUUUAAUGCGGAAGAUGACCUAGUGUCUAAAAAGAGAAAAAUUGGAGCUCAAGUUGAGGAGUCCCAACUAGAGGGAGAGGCUUUUACUACCCUUGUUGGCCAUACACAGUGUGUGUCUGCUGUGGUUUGGCCACAACAGGAGUCAAUUUAUUCUGCAUCCUGGGAUCAUUCUAUUAGGAAAUGGGAUGUUGAGACAGGAAAAAACUUGACAGAUUUAUUUUGUGGGAAGGUUCUCAACUGCCUUGAUAUUGGUGGGGAAGGUUCUGCUCUGAUAGCUGCUGGGGGUUCUGACCCUGUCAUUAGGAUUUGGGAUCCUCGUAAACCAGGCACUUCUGCUCCUGUUUUUCAGUUUUCUUCUCAUACGUCUUGGAUUUCGGCUUGCAAAUGGCAUGAUCAGUCUUGGUUUCAUUUACUUUCUGCAUCCUAUGAUGGGAAAGUUAUGUUGUGGGAUCUGAGAACUGCGUGGCCUCUUUCAGUUAUUGAAUCGCACAGUGAUAAGGUAUUGUCUGCUGAUUGGUGGAAAAGUAACAGUGUUAUCAGUGGUGGAGCAGACUCAAAACUUUGCAUUUCUUCAGAAAUUCCUGUAAAAUAGGCUAUGGAGAAUUAGUGAAGAAUGAACUCACCAUCUUUGUCUGUGAUCCAGUAUCAAUCAUCUUUGGGAUGCUCAAUCCCAACACCAACUGUGCUGCUGAUGCAGGACAGAAGGCUUGCAUUCUAAUUCUCUUUUUCUCUGCAAUCUUAACUGCCCAUCCAAUGUUCUGAUCAGCAAGGAUACAUGUAAUCUUCUCGUUUCUAAUCUAUUUACGCAUUCGAUUAUCUCCUUAACUAUCUCCUUCAUAAUCUUCCAAGGUUGCUUCAGAUGAUUUACCUGGCUUUUUCCUCUCCGAGGAUACUAAUCCUCUAGAUAUCCACACUAGACAAUUUGAGAUAAUGAAUCAUUUCCUGUUCUUCUCGUGGUUAUCUUAGGUGUUCACAAAAAUUAUUAUGAUACCUUGAUUGACUAGGAUUAUAGGGAAAGCUCUAUUAGAGGAAUCACAUACCCAUUGUACUGGGUAAGGGACAACUAUAUCAUGUGGCCUUGCCAUUCUAAUUAUUCCCUUUCUAUGGCAUAUUUCACUUAGUUCUCUUGCUA
Molecule: messenger RNA, 2023 nt
Organism: Glycine soja
Lineage: Eukaryota; Viridiplantae; Streptophyta; Magnoliopsida; Fabales; Fabaceae
Product: ribosome biogenesis protein WDR12 homolog
Exons: 14
Coding region: 176-1483 (435 amino acids)
Biological process (GO): ribosome biogenesis
Cellular component (GO): preribosome, large subunit precursor
Molecular function (GO): protein binding
Source: RefSeq, a predicted model, not a curated record